Molecule: messenger RNA, 519 nt
Organism: Symbiodinium natans
Lineage: Eukaryota; Dinophyceae; Suessiales; Symbiodiniaceae
Source: the annotation of a GenBank genome assembly
AUGAGUGGAUGCGUGGGGGGCUCUCAGCAGGCCUAUGUCGACUGUCUGCAUGACUGCACGUGUCUGCAAACCACGAGCUACAUGGAGCACUGCCGCGCCACCUUUGUUAUGAAUGUCACUGCCCACGACAUGUGUUUGUGUUUGACAACACGCUGCGUCGUGCGCUGCGUGGAGGAGGCCAUGUGCAGAAUGGGCGAGAAUUUUUCAGGGGAAUGUGCAGCGCUGGAAAAUCAAAUGCUCUGCAACUUAAACUGCCCGGGUAGCUCGACGAGCUCGAGAAACGAGACACAAGGAUGGUCCUGGGGUCCAUCAGAAUGGCCCUGCGUAUCGGACUUGCAAGCAGCACCCUCGCAGCCCACAGUUUUGGUGGAACCUGCCACCGACACCCCUUGGAUCCUGGCCACCGUGAUUGGCUCCGCUGUGGUCGCGCUCGUCCUCUUAACAAUUGGCUUCUGCACGUGCCGUCAGAUGUCCCGGGGCAGAGAGGCCAUGGAAGCCGAGAUGCAUGGGAGAGCCUAA